GCCCGGAGGGGUCGUGGCGGGGGGACGGGGCGAGGGGGGACGGGCCGGGCCGGGGGCGCCACCGGCGGGAGCGGAGCGGAGCCGCCGCUGCGGCACUUUCGGCCCCGGGAACGCGAAUCGGCGGCGAGGGGGCGGCUGCGGAGCGACCCCCGAGCCCGUGCGGGGCCAUGGAAGCCCCCCCCGUGAGUGUCCUGCGGCUGCCUCGAGGCCCCGACGGCUCCGGCCGCGGCUUCAGCCCCGACUGGCCCCGUGUGCAGGCGCCGUGUGGGGCUGGGGCUGGGGCUCAGGCUGGGGCUCAGGCUGGGGCUGGGGCUCAGGCUGGGGCUGGGGCUGGGGCUCAGGGCGCUCGGGCGGCGCUGCGGCGGCGCUUCCUGCGGGGGCUGGCGCUGGGGGGCGGCCGCCCGGCGCAGUUCUGGCUGCGGGGGGGAGGGGGCUGCGUGGCGGCCGUGCUGGGGGCCGUGGAUGUGGGAGCUGUGGCUGUGCAGGUGGAUUCUUUGCAGACCCCUCUGGGGGUGCAGGAGGCUGCUCUGCUGCGUUGGCAGGAUUUGGUGGCUUAUUCUUUCCUCCUGCCUCCGGGGCGGGUGUGAAGGGGUUAAAACAGCCCUCAGCCACCUCCCAACCCAACCCCCCCACCCCCAAACUUCAGCUGAUCCGGGGUGGGAGGGGUUAAACAUCCCUCUCCCCCCCCCCAUCUGAUCUGGGUGGGAUGGGGUUAAACACCCCCCCAUCUCAUCUGAUCCAGCGUGGAGGGGGUUAAACAUCCCCCCCACACUCCAUCUGAUCCAGGGUGAAGGGGGUUAAAAACACCCCAAGCCCCCCAGUUCAUCUGAUCUGGGAUGCAAGGGGUUAACCCCCCCCCCCAAAAUCUGAUCUGGGAUGGAAGGGGUUAAACCCCCCCCCCAAAAUCUGAUCUGGGAUGGAAGGGGUUAACCCCCCCCCCAAUCUGAUCUGGGAUGGAAGGGGUUAACCCCCCCCCCCCCAAAAUCUGAUCUGGGAUGGAAGGGGUUAACCCCCCCCCAAAUCUGAUCUGGGAUGGAAGGGGUUAACCCCCCCCCCCCAAAAUCUGAUCUGGGAUGGAAGGGGUUAACCCCCCCCCCCGUAAUUUGGGGGGGUCCUGCAGACACCAGCCCCCCCCCAAUGAUCUCUGUGGUGAUGAAGGGGUUAAACAUCCCCCAGUAUGAUUUUGGGGGGACCCUGAGGGGGCUGCACACACCAGACCCCCCCCCCCCAAAUGAUCUCUAUGGCGAGGAAAGGGUUAACCCCCCCCCCCCCCCCGUGUGAUUUUGGGGGGGCUGCAGACACCAGACCCCCCCCAAAUGAUCUGUGUGGUGAUGAAGGGGUUAAACCCCCCCCCCACUGUAAUUUGGGGGGGCUGCAGACACCAGACCCCCCCCCAAUGAUCUCUGUGGUGAUGAAGGGGUUAACCCCCCCCCCCCAGUGUGAUUUUGGGGGGUCCCCAGCAAUAAACCCCCCCAGACCCCU
This is a messenger RNA of Colius striatus (speckled mousebird), 1482 nucleotides long. It is a transcript of the gene GEMIN7, whose product is annotated as gem nuclear organelle associated protein 7. The record is from RefSeq and is a predicted model, not a curated record. Bases 168 to 587 code for a protein of 139 amino acids. Gene Ontology annotation, biological process: spliceosomal snRNP assembly. Gene Ontology annotation, cellular component: SMN-Sm protein complex. The transcript is spliced from 3 exons. NCBI's taxonomy places the organism in Eukaryota, Metazoa, Chordata, Aves, Coliiformes, Coliidae.